This is a messenger RNA of Staurois parvus, 309 nucleotides long. The record is from the annotation of a GenBank genome assembly. Lineage: Eukaryota; Metazoa; Chordata; Amphibia; Anura; Ranidae.
UCUCUGUCCUUCUUCUGUAUGUAUGAUGGACUCUGCACAGUCCCACUUCUCCUGUCCCGGAUGCCGGGUGUCAUUCAUUCUCGGUAUCUGUCCUCAUUCUGUAUGUAUGGCCUCUGCACAGUCCCACUUCUCCUGUCCCAGAUGCCGGGUUGGAAAUUCUCGGUAUCUGUCCCCAUUCUGUAUGUAUGGAGACUGUUCUGCACAGUCCCACUUCGCCUGUCCCGGAUGCCGGGUGUCUUGCUACCAUUCUCGGUAUCUGUCCCCAUUUCUGUAUGUAUGGGACUCUGCACGGUCCCCCACUUCUCUGUC